UUUUUUAGCAUCUCUUUUCUCUCAAAGGAAAGAAGUGUUAUUAUAUCAAUUGUCAAACCUCUCAACCUUUUUUUCAUUUUCAACAAAAUAAAAUAAAAUGGCCAUUAGAAAAUCAAACAAAUUGUCACAAUCUGCAAUGUUGAAGCAAAUCUUGAAAAGAUGUUCAAGUUUAGGAAAGAAGAAUAAUAGCUACGACGAUGACGAAAAUAGCCUUCCAAUUGACGUACCUAAAGGUCAUUUUGCAGUUUACGUGGGAGAAAAUCGAACACGAUACAUCGUACCUAUUUCUUUUUUGAGUUAUCCAGAAUUUCAAUGUCUACUCCAUCGUGCUGAAGAAGAAUUUGGAUUUGAUCAUGAUAUGGGCAUUACUAUUCCAUGUGAAGAAGUCGUUUUCCAAUCAUUAACAUCGUCCAUGUUGGGUAAUUAGUGUAGUAUUAGGUGUUAAUUAAUUAAU
Messenger RNA from Solanum verrucosum, 454 nucleotides. RefSeq names its product auxin-responsive protein SAUR50-like. Gene Ontology annotation, biological process: response to auxin. Bases 98 to 427 code for a protein of 109 amino acids. The record is from RefSeq and is a predicted model, not a curated record. The transcript has a single exon. NCBI's taxonomy places the organism in Eukaryota, Viridiplantae, Streptophyta, Magnoliopsida, Solanales, Solanaceae.